This is a messenger RNA of Triticum dicoccoides, 583 nucleotides long. RefSeq lists its product as uncharacterized. The record is from RefSeq and is a predicted model, not a curated record. Bases 1 to 369 code for a protein of 122 amino acids. The transcript has a single exon. Lineage: Eukaryota; Viridiplantae; Streptophyta; Magnoliopsida; Poales; Poaceae.
AUGGCCGCGUUCAGCAUCCAGGGCAACGUCUCCCUGCUCGGCAUGGACCCUGAGGCGAUCGUCGAGGCCUGCGACGACAGCGCUCGCGCGUCCAGGCUCCCGCAGGCGCUGCUCGGGGUCGGCCUCGCCACCGCAACCAUGGCCACCUACGCGGCCGUGCUCAGGCGCCCGGGCGGCCAGGAGCUCGCGUACUAUUUCCUCGGCCUGGGCGGCGCCUUCGUCGCCGGCGUGACGGAGAUGUGGGCCGCGCUCUGGAUCUCCGGCGACGUCCCCGCUCGCCGCCGCAAGGGGAAGGUGAUCCUCUACGCGUCCGUCGUCCCGCUCGUGAUCGCCGGCGGGCUCGGCGGCUUCACCGUCGUUUUCAACUGAGUCGACGACGGCCGUGGCUUGCUGUACGGCCGCGUGCCAUGCGCGUGCGUGGCCCGUGAAUUGCCCUGGUAACCUUUACGAGUUUGUUAUGCCAAUAAGCCCCGAGAGUGUAAUCUCCUAUACAAAUUGUCUUACUUACAUUCAAAGUUAUGCAGAGGCAAGCUCAAAGGGGAAAAAAAAAGUUUAUGCAGAGGCCCAGGAGUGGAAGUCAGUC